Molecule: messenger RNA, 1874 nt
Organism: Manduca sexta (tobacco hornworm)
Lineage: Eukaryota; Metazoa; Arthropoda; Insecta; Lepidoptera; Sphingidae
Product: peroxidase
Exons: 12
Coding region: 5-1873 (622 amino acids)
Biological process (GO): response to oxidative stress
Molecular function (GO): peroxidase activity; heme binding
Source: RefSeq, a predicted model, not a curated record
CUUAAUGAUGGACAGGUGUAAAAGUAUUAUAGUAUCUUUGGUAUUACUGCUUGCCUUGCGAGCGAAUGGCGUUGAUUAUUAUAGCUCCUACUAUGGUACGAAAUUAUCUAAUGAUGACGUUGAUACGUACACAAAAAAUGGAACCUUGGCAAAUUGCACAAACGCUGUCGAAAAAUGUGAUGCGAGUGAAUCCAGACGUAUUGAUGGAACGUGCAAUAAUUUAGCCCACCCGUUCAGAGGAGCCACACGUACGCCCUACUUUAGAUUACUAGAGGCGGAUUACAACAGGACUUCUGACACUGUAUUCGAUCCAAGAGUAUCAGCGUGUACCGGAAAUGCUCUGGUCGGUGCUAGAGACGUCAGACGCACUCUCUUGGUUGACGGUCGCGUGGAUGACGACAAACUCACCAUAAGCGCAACUCACUAUGCUGUGUUCUUCGCGUCUGAUAUCACCAGCAGCCAGGAUACCAUAAACUUUGUUUCUUGGAGACCGUACUGUUGUAAGCCAGAAGGUGCUAACGACCCCCAAUGCGCCCCCAAUCCUGUGCCAGCUGAUGACUACGUCCUUCGUUUCACCGAUAUUGUAUGCCUCAACAUGACGAGGCCUCUUACCUUCCAAACUUCAGGAUGUCUUGCUUCAAAUACCACGCCCCUUAGAAUUGUAGAUGCAACGCCGAUGUUUGACUUGUCUCCAAUCUACGGAAACGUUCUGGAAUCAGCUAGAAGGACCUUCACCAAUGGAACCCUUCGCACUGAAAUUGUUGAUGGAGCUGUAUUCCCACCUACAACUGGUGUAAACGUAGCGCUCAGCGAGACUUUUGUCGGUACCAUUUUAUUUUGGCGUUUUCAUAAUCAUAUUGCCCAAAAAUUGUUUGAAGUAAAUCCUUGUUGGACUGAUGAUGAAAUUUUCGUGGCAGCCAGAGAAAUUAAUAUAGCUUGUGGCAGCCAGAUAUUGUACUAUGAGCUGAUGGCGACAAUAAUGGGUGCCCAUAAUCUUAUAGCAGAUGAAGUCCUAUUGAACAGUUCAGAGUCAUACGGCUUCAGAGAUAUUUACGACGAGACCGAGGUUCCCCGGAUGUCUAUGGAAUUCCCAGCAGUAUUGCGUUGGAUGCAUAAGUUGCAGGCAGGACUAUUGAACUUUUAUGAUGCCAACGGUGUUUACCUCAAUGAAACGUUCCCCAUGGUGAACGUAAAUUCAAACAGCGCCUUUUUAAAAAAAGAAGGUCGCAUGGCGUAUGUUACUCAAGGAUGUUUCAGGCAGCCCAGCGGCAGGGUGAAUGACCAUGCGGUAGAUUCUGACCUUUUGAAUUUUGGACUAGGACGGUACCAAAGAGCCAAUGAUAUAUUAACCAAUGAUUUAGCCAAAACGAGGCACUUCGGUAUGCCAUCAUACAUACACUACAGGUCUUAUUGUUUUGGAGACAAAAUCUCUUCCUUCAAUCAAUUGAAAGGAAUCAUAUCAAACGAGGGAAUAGAAGCUUUGAAAUCUAAAUACAGUUGUGUAGAAGACAUUGAUUUAUUAGCUGGAGUUUGGAUGGAAGAGCUGAUGGAUAACGCUUUCGUUCCUCCCACUUUCUACUGCAUUGUCAAAGAACAGCUCUUACACAACGUAAAAUCUGAUAGACAUUGGUAUGAAAGAGCUGACCGACCAAAUGCUUUCUCUGAAGCUGAAUUAGGCGAAAUAAGGAAAAUCACUGCGUCAAGGAUGCUGUGCGACGUUGGUGACUCAGUAACCGAAAUUCAACCAAGAGCGUUUGAGUUACCAGGAGAAGGAAACGAAAUAGUUUCUUGCGAUGUCAUCCCCAAUAUCGACUACACCAAAUGGGCAGACAGCAGAUGUACACCAUACUCAUCGUCAACUCAAGCUAAUUGAU